UAAUAUUUAUUAAAUCAUUGCUUUUAGUUGAAUUAUACCAAUUUAAAAUUAACUUGACUACAACAUGAAAAAAUACAAGAUCCUCUCACCCCCAUGCUACAACUUAACAUGAUUUCUCAUGAAGAAUCUAAAAAAUCUGAGAUUCUUCAUGAGAAAUCCACUUGAUGAUAACCUCAAGAACAUCUCCAUGUGUCUCAUUCUCCAGUCUUUGGAUGGCUCUGGACAGUUGUGGUCAUGUAAGUUUUAUUUAAAUGGAAGCCUCCUUCAUUCCUCCAUUGUGUAAUGUCAGGGUGAUGAUCCGAGGAAAAUGUACAAAAACCAGGCUCCACGUGUGUUUGACAGUUCUCUACUCAAAAUGCCGCUGCUUUUUCCCUCCUUCUGUUCCUCUCUGCGUCUAUUCACCGGCAUGUUGCAGGAAGAGGCUGCAUGCAUGCAGCAGUAUAGACUGUCAGCUCUCUGCAGCAGCAGCUGCACGCAUGCAAGCAUCCACGCAGCCCCCAUCCUUACAUCUGCCUGCUAAUUACACAAAAAAACGGCUCUUCAUUGUAAGACACGCUGCAAGGGAAGGCUCUUGGACAUGAUGUAAUCAGAUGUUCUGAUUCGAUGCUGUCCAACAAGUGGAAGCUGCGCAGAAAACUAUUCAAUAUUGCUCCCUGGCUUAAGAUGGAAGGUAAUUCAUUUCUGUUUGAUCACAUUAAAGAUGAGUCAGGUUUAAAAAAAAGAAAUAUUUUAGCUGAGAAACCAACAGCUCUUCUGUAUGAAAAUGAUUCAUCAUGAGAUUUGAAAAUGUUGGGAACAUCUGAGGAAAGGUUCGAUCCCCUGCAACCUGUGCGCAUGGUAAGCAAUGGACCGGUGCUGAGUCGAAGGCGGCGUUCUGGCUGUACAGUGACGUUUUAAGGCAGGUCCUGGUCAAACCUACCAAUGGUAAAAGUCGGUCCUACUCUGCUGGGACUGGUCGCAAUGAAUGGGUGUCGUUGCUCUGCGCAGCAAAGGAGCAUCCACAGCAAGACGCGGCGAUCAGGGGGAUGCGGCAUCGGUACGCGGGAGCUGUCCAUCAGCACCAGAUCCCCGCCAGAAAGACCGAGCAGCACCGAGAGCAAGUCGCGCCCGUUUUCUGCCUGCCACCCCCGCCCUCCUCCCGAGAGCGCACCACCGCCGCCGCGCACCGCCAGAGUCUCCAGGAGCUCCCGUGUCUGAUCCAGCCCCCACGGAAACCCGUCCACAGCGGAGACGCGCUCCCUCCGGCGAGCUACACCACCCACCCACCGGCGCAGCGAGGAACCGCAGCCAGCAGCGGGGAGCCGGCGCACCUGCAGCAGGAUCCCUGGGCCCCGUCCGGCUAUCAGCAGCAGCCGCCGCCGCCGCCGCCGCUGCAGUCGGAGGGGGAGCCUUUUUUUCCAGGCUGCCACUGCAGCUUUUCAGAGCAGGAGGCGAUCGUUCUACAAAACAAGCAUGACCCUCUUCCUCCGCAGCCCUCCUCACUUUUCCCGGCACCCAUAGCCAUACCACCACCGCCGCCGCCGUCAUCCUCCUCUCUGCUUCUUUCCCAGGGAUCAAGAGAAGGGGAUCGUUUCCGAAGGAGCGGAAACAAUUGCAAGGAGGGGAGCAUCGUGGAACGCUGCAGGGGAGGAGGAGGAGGAGGGCACCGAGACCACAGGCAGUUGUUGCAGCAGCAGCAGCAGCGCUGUCAUUUCAGACUCCAACAGAGGGACCCCUCCCCUGAAGGAAGCCGUGCAAACUCGGAAACUGUAAAUGUGUGCGAGGCCACAGAGUCUGGGAGAGCAUUUGGGAGUCAGUCUCAGGAGCUGCAGCAGCAGCAGCAGCAGCAGCAGCAGCAGCAGCAGCAGCAGCAGCAACAGAUCCCUCAAUUACGCGCGCAGCAACAGCUGCUGGUGGGAAGCAGCUUGCCUGUCAACUACUGCGCCAACGGCUCAGGAGAGCUAUGUAAGACUCAGCAGGCACCACUGCUGCGACAGCAACAACAACAACAACAACAGCAGCAGCAGCAACAGCAGCAGCAGCAAGGUGCGCUGGGAAUCUGUGCCCGGCGUCCGCAGCAACACUGUGAACAAGAUCGCAAUAAGUGCGCGAAGAUCGCCGCGCACGGCGGCCAGGCGCAGCCGCACAGCCGCGUAACUCAGCCGGUCACACCGCAGCCACACGCGGAGAAUUCGGACUGCAGCAGCAGGAGCAGCAGCAGCAGCAGCAGCAGAGGCAGCCCCAACUACGGCUCCAGCUAUCACCUGUGGCCAGAGAGCCCGCAUAAAGGAGAGGAGAGAAUCUGCAUCGACCUCCAUAAGGCCACCACUGAGCAGAGGAAGCUGAGCCAUGCUGGAUCAAAGCCCUCUCUCUCUGAGAGCAGUGGCCGACUCCCUCAGAUAGCCAUGAACACCUGCAAGUACAAUGGCGGAGUGGUGAGACCAUUAGUGGGCAGCCUGGCGUCCUCGUCGCGCCGCAACCUCGCAGAGCUUGACUCGGAGACACAACCCUUACAGACGCUGCACAGCUCUGGCCUAGAGGUGGUGGUUUCCAAGGGCAACAGUGGUGAAGACCCCAGCAAGGCUUCCAACGAGAGCUUAGUCAGGGAGGGCAGCGGGCGAGGUGGGGGGAGGGCUCCACAGAAGAAAAACAGGGACAUUGGCUACAAACUUGGUCAUCGGAGGGCGCUGUUUGAGAAGAGGAAGCGGCUGAGUGAUUACGCACUCAUCUUCGGGAUGUUUGGGAUUGUUGUCAUGGUGACAGAGACAGAACUUUCGUGGGGGGUUUACACUAAGGAAUCUUCAUACUCAUUUGCACUGAAAUGCCUCAUCAGCCUUUCCACUGUUAUACUGCUUGGUCUUAUAAUAAUGUACCACGCCCGGGAAAUCCAGCUCUUCAUGGUCGACAACGGUGCGGACGACUGGAGGAUAGCCAUGACGUACGAGCGGAUCUUCUUUAUCGUGCUGGAGCUCCUGGUGUGUGCCAUCCACCCCAUACCUGGCCAAUACGUCUUCACGUGGACGGCGCGGCUGGCCUUCACCUACACGCCGUCCGUGGCGGACGCGGAUGUGGACAUCAUCCUCUCCAUCCCCAUGUUCCUGAGACUCUACCUGAUCGGCAGGGUCAUGCUUCUCCACAGCAAGCUGUUCACGGACGCUUCGUCCCGCAGCAUAGGCGCCCUGAAUAAGAUCAACUUCAACACGCGCUUCGUCAUGAAGACACUCAUGACCAUCUGUCCGGGAACUGUGUUGCUGGUGUUCAGUAUAUCCUCCUGGAUCAUUGCUGCAUGGACUGUGCGUGUCUGUGAGAGGGAUACCAUGUAUCACGACAAACAGGAAGUGACCAGUAACUUCCUGGGAGCCAUGUGGCUCAUCUCAAUUACCUUCCUCUCCAUUGGGUAUGGGGACAUGGUGCCACACACGUACUGUGGGAAAGGCGUUUGUCUGCUGACAGGGAUCAUGGGUGCUGGUUGCACUGCACUGGUCGUCGCAGUGGUGGCCAGGAAGCUGGAGCUGACCAAGGCUGAGAAGCAUGUCCACAACUUCAUGAUGGACACACAACUCUGCAAACGAGUGAAGAACACAGCUGCCAAUGUACUCAGGGAAACAUGGCUCAUUUACAAACACACCAAGCUGGUCAAGAAAAUAGACCACGCCAAGGUCCGGAAACACCAGCGCAAGUUUCUCCAAGCCAUUCACCAAGCUCAGAAACUGCGCAGUGUGAAGAUGGAGCAGAGGAAACUGAAUGAUCAGGCCAACACCUUGGUGGACCUGGCAAAGACACAGAAUGUGAUGUAUGACCUGGUGUCAGAGCUGCAGGAGCGCAGUGAAGAGCUAGACAAGCGCAUCGGCACGUUGGAGGACAAGCUAGACUCGGUAACGGGCAGCUUGCAGGCACUGCCCUGCCUCAUCUCCCAAGCCAUAUCCCAGCAGCAGCAGGACUUCCUGGACGGCUUUGUUCACCGUUUCCGGCCUGCUUCCCUAGCAUCGGAGCGCUCCGAACGCUCUGAGCGAUCCUGGACUUCCACCACCCGUAGGAGGCGCUCUCCGUCAACAGCACCACACACUUCCUCCGACAGCGGAUAACUUUGACAGAACUUCUGCAAGAUUACCAUUUUACAGCUAUUGCCUUUAUCAAAACUAAUGCAUCACCAGUCCCAUCCAAAGCCAACAUCCACGUGUGAGUCUGGACUUAAACUGAACCCAUAUCUGGAACCCAUGACUCGAUUGACCCCCCCACGGCCCGUCCGCUCAACCAAAAUAUUCCUGAAAGCAGAUCCUCUGUGACUGACCUCCCAGCAGAGGUCUGGAUUAGAGCUACUCAACAGAACAAAAAUGAGAAGAUGAAAAAACACAAAUGCAUCCAAGAAAAACAGUAAAAAAAAUCAAGAAAAACCAAGAUACAGUAGAGAUAUGGUUUAUGUUUUAGCCAUUGUGUGGCUGUUCAAGUUAGCUUUUUUGUAAAAGCCCUUGUAUAGUUUAAAAAAAAAGACUGAGUUCAGGAUCGCUGGGGUGAAAGCUGGCUAUCACACCGGAGAGUCCUUAACCAUAUGGGGGAAGUCAGUCUGCGGAGCUGAGGGCCUCGGCUCACCUGUCCACCCGUCUGUCCGUUUAUCUGUUCGUCAGGAGAGGAGACCACCUGACUUCCUUCUAAAGAGACCAGAGUCGUGGAUUUCUUCCUAUCGCUUAGGGGCAAAGGCUUUAGAAGUUGGCGUCAGUUCUGAAAUGCACUUAAGUCGGAGAAACUGUCAGACAAAACUAGCAAAAGAGGAUGCACAUGGCAUUACUACUAGGUAGGAAAGAAAAUAUACACAUUUGCCAACUUCGAGGUGAAAGCUUCCUUGUUCAUACCAAGAACAAAGAAAGGAGAGUGACUAUCUUUUUUAGUUACAUAUUAACGUGAUUUUUCAGUGCCUGAAUGUAUAAUAAGUAGAGGGUUAUUUAAUUACUAAUUUCAGAGCUUUUUUACGAUGUUACCAGUCUGAAUACGGCAUUGCAUUCCUUUUUCAGAUACAUUCCUCUGCAAAAAUGUAAAGAAAAUGUCUUAAUGUAAUGCAUAACAUUGCCUUCAUUACACUGCAACUCCAAAUGUUUUGAAAGAAGCCUCUCUCUUGUCAUUUCUACAAACACAGAGAAAUGAGAAGUUAAGAGAGCUAGCAGAAGUGACCAGGCAUAAAGCAGUGAAUUAUGGAAAACUUUUCUCACUAAUGUCUAACCACUGAAUUAAACACACAUUUCUCUUUUUUUUCUCCUUUUUUUUGCAUGUGUCUGCUCGAAAACAACAACGGAGGAUUAAAAUUUUGUUUUACUUUGGUUUGUAUUGUUGCUUUUUUUCCAUCCUCCUUAUUUCACCAAAUUUCUAGAAAUUUUCUUUUGAUUUUUUAGAAUAUCCAAAAUCUUCACAAUUUCAGAGCAUUAAGAGUUGCAGGAUGUAAUUCUGUGAUGCAAACACUGUUUGCAAUAUGAGGAAAAUAAUAAAAAAGAAUCCUGAGAGGAUACUAAUAAAAGUGCUAAAGAAACCAAUAGUAACUGAAUUGAUCUUUUCCCCAAGUACAAAAGAAAAGCUGGUAACACUUUAUAAGGGUACAAAUCAUACACUGAAUAAAGCCUUCUGUCUGAUUCACAAUGAUUUCAUAAAUAAAUCAACUAAAGGACGUGA
Messenger RNA from Oryzias latipes (Japanese medaka), 5637 nucleotides. NCBI's taxonomy places the organism in Eukaryota, Metazoa, Chordata, Actinopteri, Beloniformes, Adrianichthyidae. The record is from RefSeq and is a predicted model, not a curated record.